GAGCAGCGCGGAGCCGGCAGGGAGCGAACGGGGACCAGGGGGACGCGGAGGGCAGGGGGCGCCCCGUGGAGAGAAGCGCAGGGGCGGAAGCAGGGGUCACUGGAGGGUCGGGGCAGCGAGCGCCCGGAGGGAGGCCCCCGAGAGCGCAGGCGGCCCGGGGAGCCGGGGAGCCGGAGGGACUGCGAGAGGACCCCCGGCGUUCGGACGCCCCGUGCCAACGCCAUGAGGCCGCUCCUCGCCCUGCUGCUCCUGGGCCUGGCGGCCGGCUCGGCCCCACUCAACGACAACAAGAUCCCCAGCCUGUGCCUGGGGCACCCCGGCCUUCCCGGCACGCCGGGCCACCAUGGCAGCCAGGGCCUGCCGGGCCGCGACGGCCGCGACGGCCGCGACGGCGCGCCCGGAACUCCGGGGGAGAAAGGCGAGGGCGGUAGGCCGGGGCUCCCGGGGCCCCGCGGGGAGCCCGGGCCGCGCGGAGAGGCCGGGCCCGUGGGGGCGACCGGGCCUGCGGGGGAGUGCUCCGUGCCUCCGCGCUCCGCCUUCAGCGCCAAGCGCUCCGAGAGCCGCGUGCCUCCGCCGUCGGACGCGCCCCUCCCCUUCGACCGCGUGCUGGUGAACGAGCAGGGCCAUUACGACGCCACCACCGGCAAGUUCACCUGCCAGGUGCCGGGGGUCUACUACUUCGCGGUGCACGCCACCGUCUACCGGGCUAGCCUGCAGUUCGAUCUGGUCAAGAAUGGCGAGUCCAUCGCCUCUUUCUUCCAGUUUUUUGGGGGAUGGCCUAAGCCGGCCUCGCUUUCCGGGGGCGCCAUGGUGAGGCUGGAGCCCGAGGACCAGGUGUGGGUGCAGGUGGGCGUGGGUGAUUACAUUGGCAUCUAUGCCAGCAUCAAGACAGACAGCACCUUCUCUGGAUUUCUGGUGUAUUCUGACUGGCACAGCUCCCCUGUCUUUGCUUGAUGCCCGCUCGCAAGUGAGCUCACGAGCUCUCACUCCUCGGGGAGGAGGGUGUGACACUGACGGCCACACCAUCCGGGAGGGCUGGCCCCCCUGGAACGUUGUGAAUGACUACGGAGGUGGGGCGGGGGCCUCCCUGUCCUGCUGCUGGCAGGGAGUGGAGCAGAGGCGUCUGAGGUCAGGGCUGGCAGCACGGGGCAGUGGCUGGAUUUCUGCCCAGACCCAGAGGAGUGCACUGUGCUGGCAGGGGUAGUCCCCCAGUUGCUCUGGCCCAGGACCCCAAAGUGGGGUGCUCUCUUCCUAGUCCUAUGCUUCUCUGGAUCCUCCCUUGUCCCUCCUGCUCCUGGGCCCUUUUCACAGAGAUCAACCGUCCAAUAAAACUGAAAGAAACCUCCGA
Molecule: messenger RNA, 1348 nt
Organism: Manis pentadactyla (Chinese pangolin)
Lineage: Eukaryota; Metazoa; Chordata; Mammalia; Pholidota; Manidae
Gene: C1QTNF5
Product: C1q and TNF related 5
Exons: 3
Coding region: 223-954 (243 amino acids)
Molecular function (GO): protein binding
Source: RefSeq, a predicted model, not a curated record